This is a messenger RNA of Clunio marinus, 2681 nucleotides long. NCBI's taxonomy places the organism in Eukaryota, Metazoa, Arthropoda, Insecta, Diptera, Chironomidae. The record is from the annotation of a GenBank genome assembly.
AAAAUAUGUCAAGACAAAAAGUUCAGUAUGGAACAAGUAGUGAUUAUAGUGAAGGAUUGAUGGGAGAAAUUCAACGAUUAAUUGCGCCACCAAACGAAGAAUAUCGAAAAAAACCACCAAAUCCUUUUAAAAGAGCUGGUAGACAGAAUCAUGAUACUUGCGAUGCUUGCGCUGAAGCUGGAAAUUUACUAUGUUGUGAUUUCUGUACCGCAAGUUUUCAUUUGUCAUGUCACGAUCCACCAUUAGAGGAAAAAGACAUUCCAAUGGGAUUGUGGCUUUGUCACACUUGCACAAUGAAAGAGAAAAUUGCCAAGGAUAAAGAAGAACAGGAAAAACAAAAUGCGAAAGAAACGGAAAUCAUACAACAAGAAACUAAAGAAAAUGUUGAAUCUCCUCCAGUAAACAUUAUUUCUGAAAUAAAAGAUGAAGCUUCUGAGGUUACAAUUGAAUCAACAGAAAUAAUAACAUCUGAAAGUACAACACCUUCAACUGACUCCUCUGAAGCAAUGCAGAUUGAAGAUGAAGCGAGUAAAGAUGAAAAAAUUGAGACGGUUGAAAUUGCUAAAACAGAUGAAACGCAAGAACCGAUAAAUGUAGAAAAAGCCGACAAACCAGAAGAGUUAUCACCAUUUGAAGAGUUGAUUCGUGCUGCAAGCUUACUCAAUCCUAAACAAUUUGAGCUUCCUUCGGAUAUGACCGAACCUUUUCCGUUUCCAGGUACUGAGAGAGUCGAACCAAUAAGAAACGGAAGAAGAGUUAAAAAUAAACGACUCAUAGAAUUAGACUCACAUGGUUGCGUGGCUUUGCCUGCAAAACUUUGCUUCUCAUGCAACAAGUCGUGUAAAAAAGCUCCUUUGAUAGCGUGUGAUUAUUGUACAUUAUUUUUUCAUCAAGACUGCUUAAAUCCUCCAAUGACUGCACUGCCAGCUGGGCGUUGGAUGUGUCCAAAUCAUCCGCAACAAUUUACUGAUUGGCAUUUAAUUUCUUCAAUAUCUGCCACAGAACGAAUGAAGGUUUGGGAUAAAUUUGGAACUGAUCCAAUCGAUCAUGAAGUCGUAAAACUUCAAUUUUUUCGAAAAGUUCAUACGCAAAAUCCACCGUUUCGUACAAAACUUCAACCGAAGCCACGCGAUGAAGUUGAAAUACCUGAAAUCAUUCGUCAUCAUUAUAAGAAUCCUCCCAAAUUGCUUCCAUCACUUAGAGAUGUAGUAAGAAUAGACAAUUUGAGAAAACGUGGAACAGUUCGUGUUGAUUUUCCUUCAGAUGAUAUUAGUGUUGUCGAUGAUGAUCUGGAAGCAUUGGGAAACGCUCGAAAGCGUCUCAAAAUGAUUUUCAAUGAUCAAGAAGACAUUCACGGUUUACUUGUUGAACCAGAAAAGGAAGAAGAAGACGACGAAUUGAUUGAAAAGUUGAAUAAAUCAAAGGAUUCAAUUAAGAAAAACAAAAGAUGCAAAUCGAUUGCAAAAGAGUUGGAUUUAUCGUUUGAUGAAAUCAAAAUAGAGAUUGAUGAAUCUGAUGUUAGAAAAGACGAUGGAGUUGCCAUGGAGAAUAUUUCGUCGACUUCCGAACUUUCAAAUACUGAUACGACAAAAGAAAUGGAAGUAAAACAAGAAGCUUUGGAAUUUGUUGAGAAUAAAAAUCGAAGCGAUCAAAAUUUGUCAAUUUUGCAACCUUCAGAAAUUCAAUCGAUUAAUGAACAGUUGGCAAAUCUUGAUACUGAAACAAUUAAACUCUUGGCUUUCCAACGAUUCCAACAAAUCGUCAACGAAAAUCCAAACCUCAUUCAAAAAUUCCAAGACAAAAGUGUUGCAUCGCAAACUGUAGUCGAAGUUGCAAAGUGGGAUGUUCAUCGUUUCCCAAUUCCAUUAGCGAAUGACACAAAAAAUAGAGAGUGUGACGAAAAGCCUAUAAUAAGAAUGCGUGAACAGCCAUUCCAUUUAAGAACCGACUCUGAUAAAGCACAUUCGGUUGCUUUAUCUUUGGAGAACUCAAUCAAUAAGUCCAAAGUUAGAUCGAGAGCUGUACUGACAUUUGCUAAUGAUUAUUUAUCUGGUCGUGUUUGGUUUUCUGUGGCUCCAAGUUUAAACCUUUCAAUUUACAUGAGAUAUCGAAGUUUUUCAAUCGGAAUUGGAGCUGAUAAUGACUUGGAUCUUUCAAGAUUUGGCUCUUGUGCAUUUGCAUCAUCGAAGCAUGCCGUAAUUUUUUAUGAUGACGUCACUAAACAAUAUGAAUUGUUAAACUAUUCUGAAUUUGGAUCUGAAGUAAACGGACAAUUAUAUUGCUGUGACUUUAGUGAGCAUCCAACUAGCAUUUGUGAAACACCAACAAGCCCAUUGAAGGAUAAACGUGUCGCAAUUCAAUCGAAGAUCAAAAAUAUGCUUGAUGCGAAGAAAAAAAUUCGUGAGGGUGUUGAAACUUCUAAAAUCGAUGAUAUCAAAAUGUCAGCAAAAGAAUUCGCUCAAUGUGAGUGUAAACUUCGAUGUCCAAUGGUUGCAGGAUGGGAAGGAACUGCUUUGUUACAACAUGGAUAUCUUUUGAAGUUUGGUUGUUUAUCUUUUGUAUUUUCAAUUGCUGAAUACGACAGCGGUAAUGAUAGUGAAUCUUAAUUUGAUCUUUUUCUUCACUUUUCAAAUUAUUCUAUAAGAUUAUCACGAAUAAAAAUAAUCGUUCAAUUAAAUUAA